CAAUGUUUGUAUGACUGGUGAACGUAAGCUAAUGUAGUAUUUGUGCGAAACAGUUGUGUUUACUGACAGUCAAUGGAUGGAUGUGUUUGUGUUGUGUCUGUAAUUGUCAACACAUUUACCACUCAUUGAGGCAUUCAUUGCAUUCAACACAACAUUAACUCUAAUUUGCUUUCAAUUCAUAGUAUUAUAUAUUUAUCAUAUGAUAGAUGUAUUGACCACCACUUGAAUCACACGAUGGCAUCGAUGCAGAAACGUCUUCAGAAGGAACUGCUGGCCAUUCAGAAGGAGCCGCCCAUUGGAGUGACAGUGAAUGAGUCGAAUAUCGGACCAAAUCUGACACAAUGGAUUGUCGACAUCGAUGGUCCGGUUGGCACUCUCUAUGAGGGCGAGCACUUCCAACUGCUCUUUAAAUUCAGUCCGAAAUACCCGUUUGAUUCCCCGGAAGUGACAUUCAUGGGCGCCAACAUUCCAGUCCAUCCCCACGUCUACAGCAAUGGACACAUAUUGACAUUCAUGGGCGCCAACAUUCCAGUCCAUCCCCACGUCUACAGCAAUGGACACAUAUGUCUGUCGAUACUGACCGAAGACUGGUCGCCCGCUUUAUCCGUGCAAUCCGUAUGUCUUAGUAUUGUAUCAAUGCUUUCGAGUUGUAAAGAGAAGAAGAGGCCUCCCGACAACUCGCUGUAUGUGAAGACCUGCUCCAAGAAUCCAAAGAAGACCCGGUGGUGGUAUCACGACGACCACGUCUGACAUUCACUUCAUUUAUAUGAUCAUUGCUUUUGUUUUCUUAUAAAUCUUUCUCAUUGUCUGAAGACAUUAAGAGAACAAAAUUCAAGAAUUUGUGAUAAAUUACUAAUUAAUAUAAAAAGAUUGGUUAAUAUAAUAACCAUUUGAAUAGUUUUAAGAAUAG
This is a messenger RNA of Oppiella nova, 910 nucleotides long. The record is from the annotation of a GenBank genome assembly. NCBI's taxonomy places the organism in Eukaryota, Metazoa, Arthropoda, Arachnida, Sarcoptiformes, Oppiidae.